Penaeus monodon (black tiger shrimp) is the source of this 622-nucleotide messenger RNA. RefSeq lists its product as uncharacterized. The transcript is spliced from 3 exons. Bases 72 to 404 code for a protein of 110 amino acids. The record is from RefSeq and is a predicted model, not a curated record. Lineage: Eukaryota; Metazoa; Arthropoda; Malacostraca; Decapoda; Penaeidae.
GUCGUCCCGUGACCACCUUCGAGUGACUGUCUACUCUGCUGCUUGUCCUGUCACGGUUCUAGAGCUACACAAUGGCCACUCAAGGAAUCACCUUCGCCGCCCUCCUCCUCGCCCUGGCCGCCCUCACGCACGCAGCCGACACCACCCACAAAGACGACGCACGACUUUUCUACGACGACGGCAACUACUCCGUCAUCGUCGGCUACGAGUGCCUCUUCCUCAUCGGGGUCCUGUUAUUGGGCCUGCUCUUGCUCCCGUCUUUUCUGGGGCUCUUGGAGACACCGGCUCAGCCCUACGCCUACGCCCCCGCUACCGGUUACGGUGCCUCUGCCCGAGCCUACGAUGAGAGGACCACCUUCUCUGUCAGGCAAUUAAUUGAUGAUGCUCUAAACAAGUUCCAGUAGAGACCGCGAGCUUAAAUGAGCAUUAUUCAAUAAUCAUAUAUGCAGGCAGAAGAAAAACUGGUGCUAUGAUAACUAUUCAGCAUCACCAAAACCGUUCAACUUUUUCCUCCUAGUCAAAAGAGAAACCAGUGAAACCAGUGGUUGAUUUGUAAAUCGUUUGUUUACCAUAUAGUUUUUAUUUAUUUUAUAAUGUAAAUAAAUUGUUUUCUUUAUGCAUG